Molecule: messenger RNA, 588 nt
Organism: Serpula lacrymans var. lacrymans S7.9
Lineage: Eukaryota; Fungi; Basidiomycota; Agaricomycetes; Boletales; Serpulaceae
Exons: 5
Coding region: 134-514 (126 amino acids)
Molecular function (GO): protein dimerization activity
Source: RefSeq, a predicted model, not a curated record
ACGAAGUAGACAAUGUAGAACGUCCCAAUUCAUUGGCCCUAUCCUCAUAGUCCACGCAUCACAGGAACGUUCCCACUGCCAUAGGUAUUUAUACGGAUCCACUACGCAACUGGGCUUUCUCUGUGUCUCCAACAUGCCUAACAACAACCACCGUGCUACUUCUGAACCUGAUAAACGUGAUAUUGCUAGGGACAAGGCCAAAGAAGCGAAGCGGGAGAGUCAACAGUCGUAUAGGGAUAAGGAAUCCACGUCCUUAGACCUGCUCGCGGAAAAACUCCCUGGUCAUCCGACAAGAAGAUAUGAUGUUUUAAUUGGGGCUCGGGAUUACAUAGAAAUGCUGGAAAACAAGAUCACGGCUAUGGAGAAUGAGCUUGCAAAUAUGAAACGCGGAUUCGCCACCCCUGAACAAAAUUAUGGAAAUUACGGUGCCGGGGGUGCGAAUACGGCUAGCGGAAUGAGUAUCGACGGAUGGGCCACCCCUGGUCAAUAUAGUACCUACAGUAAGAGAUAUUAGCAUGUCAGUGUACGUUUGCGCAGUGGCGCUGAUACAAGGAACAGGCCUUUCGAUGGCGGGUUAUGGGGGUAUGG